AAAUAAAAAGACACUUAGUUUUAUUUUAGAGAAGAGAUUAACUUAUAAGUACUAUUUUAGUGAAUUUAGAUUUGAGGACACUGAACGAGAUAAGCCAGCUUGAUAUAAUAGAAAAAAAAAACUCCCUCCUCCGUUUCGUCGGUCUCUUUUCUCUCUCUUUCUCAGAAUACAGACGACAGUCGACAGCGUCUCUUUGUCUCCUUUUCUAUCUCGGGACGAGUUAUAUUUACACAAAAUAAAUACUCGAUCUCGCGUCGAUCGGUGAUGCGGUGGCCAUGGGCGUCUGAGGCUCGGAGCCAUUGAUGAGAGCAGCACCGCUGGCUGCGGCGGCCGGACGCGAUGUCCGUUGUGGCGGCCGUGGGGCCCGGCGCCGCGGUGGCGGCGUACGGGCACGGGCACGGGCACGGGCAGCCGCUGUGCGGCGGCGGGGCGAGGAAGAGGAAGGACGUCCGGGACCAUGAGGUUGGAUUGCCGGGUAGCGACGGCCGCGCGGCGGCGCGGCGUGGGGCCGGGCUGUUCGUGCUGGAGACGGUGGAGGAGGAGGAGGAGGAAGAAGGGGCGGACGCGGAGAGGUCGUCGUCCGUCGGCGCGGCGUCCGAGGACGACGCGGAGGAGGAGGAGGACGGGGACGGGGACGAGGUGGACAGCGGCGGGACGAGGUGGACAGCAGGGAGGAGGAGGAGGAGGGAGGGCGGCGCGCUCGAGGCCGCCAUGGACAUGGGCGCCCUCGACGACGCGCUCCCCAUCAAGAGGGGCCUGUCCAGCUUCUUCUCCGGCAGGUCGCGGUCGUUCGCGAACCUUCUGGACGCGGCGUCGGCGGUGGGCAGCGCCCGCGACCUGGCGAAGCCGGAGAACCCGUUCAACAAGCGGCGGCGGGUGCUCCGGUGCUGCUCCGUCGUCCGGAGGGCCGCGUCGACCACCUCGCUCGCCGCGCUGCCGCCCAUAGCCGGCGACGACGACAACGACGACGAUGGCCGCAGUGUGCCUAGCUGAGGAACCGGCCGGGGCGGCCGCCGGGUACGAGUGCAACCCAAGGAGGACGUACGGCCGGGUUACUACACUACAGAGCAAGGCAUACAGCUUGCAAGAGCUGCAAGACGGAUGAGAGAUCCUUUCCCUUUGUAAUAUGUUUUGGGAUCUCAUUUCAUCUUUCAACACCAAGCACGGCAUAUAUAUAUAUAUAUAUAUACGCUAGUGGUAAUGUAGGCGUUAAUCUCUUCUUUUAGCAGGCUAUAUAAACGAACACUCACGUACUCCAUCGUAGCUAGCUAGUUUAUUUUUCGAGCGAGUUUCAUCACAUUUUGUUUGAUGCUCUAGCUGAUGGUGUUUACAUAUUCUAGUGCAUUGGGCUGUUAUCGUAAUGGAUAACAGAAUGGAAGGAUGCAUGCAUAACCGUACUA
This is a messenger RNA of Zea mays, 1400 nucleotides long. Its product is annotated as oligopeptide transporter-like protein. Lineage: Eukaryota; Viridiplantae; Streptophyta; Magnoliopsida; Poales; Poaceae. The record is from RefSeq and is a predicted model, not a curated record. The transcript has 2 exons. Bases 340 to 993 code for a protein of 217 amino acids.